This is a messenger RNA of Antrostomus carolinensis (chuck-will's-widow), 1095 nucleotides long. Its product is annotated as prolyl 3-hydroxylase 1. Gene Ontology annotation, molecular function: iron ion binding; procollagen-proline 3-dioxygenase activity; L-ascorbic acid binding. The record is from RefSeq and is a predicted model, not a curated record. Lineage: Eukaryota; Metazoa; Chordata; Aves; Caprimulgiformes; Caprimulgidae. Gene Ontology annotation, biological process: collagen metabolic process. Gene Ontology annotation, cellular component: endoplasmic reticulum.
GAGAUCCAGACAUACCACCAGCGAAGCCUGAUGGAGAAGGAGCUGCUCUUCUUCAGCUACGACAUCUUUGGCAUCCCCUUCGUGGACCCGGACACAUGGACUCCUGAAGACGUGAUACCAAAAAGGCUGCGAGAGAAACAAAAGGUGGAGCGGGAGACAGCAGCACGCAUCUCUGAGGAGAUCGGCAACCUCAUGAAGGAGAUUGAGACGCUGGUGGAGGAGAAAGCCAAGGAGUCUGCUGAUAUGAGCAAGUUCAUCCGAGAAGGUGGCCCCUUGGUGUAUGAAGGAGCCAGUGUCACCAUGAACUCCAAAACCCUGAAUGGCUCCCAGCGCGUUGUGGUGGACGGGGUCCUUUCUGCUGAGGAGUGCCGGGAUCUGCAGAGACUCACCAACGCAGCUGCCUCGGCUGGGGACGGCUAUCGUGGGAAGACAUCUCCUCACACCCCCAGCGAGACCUUCUACGGUGUGACUGUCCUUAAGGCCCUCAAGCUGGGCCAGGAGGGCAAGGUGCCCCUGCAGAGCGCCUACCUCUACUACAACGUGACGGAGAAAGUGCGGCACAUGAUGGAGUCCUACUUCCGCCUGGAGGUCCCGCUCUACUUCUCCUACUCCCACCUGGUGUGUCGCACGGCCAUCGAUGAGAAGCAAGAGGGCCGGAGUGACAACAGCCACGAGGUGCACGUGGACAACUGCAUCCUCAAUGCAGAGGCUUUGGUGUGCGUGAAGGAACCUCCAGCCUACACCUUCCGGGACUACAGUGCCAUCCUCUACCUCAAUGGGGACUUUGAAGGAGGAGCUUUUUACUUCACAGAGCUGGAUGCCAAGACCGAGACCGCAGAGGUUCAACCACAGUGUGGUCGUGCUGUGGGCUUCUCCUCCGGUUCGGAGAACCCCCACGGGGUGAAAGCCGUGACCAAGGGCCAGCGCUGCGCCAUCGCCCUCUGGUUCACCCUGGACCCUCGGCACAGCGAGCGGGAGCGCGUGCAGGCGGACGAGCUGGUGAAGAUGCUUUUUGGCACCGAAGAGAGGGAUUUGCUGCGGGAAAUGGAGCCGUUACCCCCGGCUGCCGUCGUGGUGGGGAAGGACGAGCUGUGA